Molecule: messenger RNA, 2749 nt
Organism: Theobroma umbraticum
Lineage: Eukaryota; Viridiplantae; Streptophyta; Magnoliopsida; Malvales; Malvaceae
Product: signal transducer, putative (DUF3550/UPF0682)
Biological process (GO): DNA-templated transcription
Molecular function (GO): transcription corepressor activity
Source: RefSeq, a predicted model, not a curated record
GUUAAUCAAUCACAACAACGCCGCCACUGUAAAUCACUGAAUUUAUAAAACCCCAAAUAAUCCAAAAAAGAAAAAAAAAAGGAAGAGAAAUUAUAAAAAAAAGAAACAAAAAAGAAAAAGAAAAAGGAAUAUUACACUAACGCCUUAAAACCGUAGCUCAGCUAAAGAAAGUCCACUCUCCGUUUCUCUCCAAACUUCUCUGAAACAUUUGCCGAUGUCCAGCGUUACCGUCGGUGAAUUCGCUAACCGCCGCUAAGUCUCUCGACUGUUUUUUUUAAUUACUAUUAUUUUCCUGUUCCGUACAUGGCGGAGGAGGACGAAGUUGUUUCGAAGACCUUCCGAGCUCUCGUCGAGAACGCGGACCGUAAAUUCGCACGAGUCCGGGACUUCCCGUCGUACGGACGGGCACAUGGCCAACACUAUUUCCAGAAAGUCUUCAAAGCCUACAUGCGGUUAUGGAAGUACCAGCAAGAGCACCGAACCGAGCUUGUCAAAGCCGGUUUGAACCGGUGGGAGAUAGGCGAGAUCGCCGGUCGGAUCGGCCAGUUGUAUUUCGGCCAGUACAUGAGGACGAGCGAGGCUAGGUUUCUCCUGGAAGCGUACAUUUUUUAUGAAGCGAUUUUGAAGAGGAAGUAUUUUGAAGGGUGUAAAGUGAGGGAUCUCGGUGUCCGGUUUAAGGAAUUGAGAUUUUACGCCCGGUUUUUGCUGGUUUCGUUGAUUUUGAACCGGACCGAGAUGGUCAAAGUUAUUGUUGAAAAGCUUAGAGCUCUUGUUGAUGAUUGCAAGGCUAAUUUCCGGGAAACAAAUUUUAAAGAGUGGAAGCUACUAGUGCAAGAAAUUGUUCGCUUUAUGAAUGUCGAUACAACUUUUACAAUUACAAGUGCCAGGCCAUUUCGCUACUGUGCUAUGUUUGACCGUCAUCCAAGUUCUGUUCCAUAUGUGGCUCGAUUCCAUGCAAAGAAGGUUCUAAAGUUUCGAGAUGCAAUCCUGAUGAGUUAUCACCGGAAUGAGGUAAAAUUUGCAGAACUUACUCUGGAUGCAUACAGAAUGCUGCAAUGUUUGGAAUGGGAGCCCAGUGGAUCAUUUUACCAAAAGCAUCCAGCUGAACCAAAGGAGAAUGGUGUUGCAGUCGAUUAUUCUGGAGCUUCUGGACUAAUAGAUAUGAAUUUGGCUGCAGAGAUGACUGAUCCUUCUUUACCUCCAAAUCCUAGGAAGGCUAUCCUGUAUCGACCAUCUGUAACACACUUGAUAGCAGCUAUGGCAACAAUUUGCGAGGAGCUCCCUCCAGAGAGCAUUAUGCUAGUUUAUCUAUCAGCCUCAGGGAAGCCUGGUCAUAUUACUGCUUCUCCGGUAGAAAAUUCAGGAAGGUCUAGGCGUACAACAAAAAGCAAACUUGCUUCUCACAAUUCCCUAGAACUGAAUAAAUCUACACCUGAAUCCCACAUUAAUGGCAAGAAAGGCUCUUGUGACUUUUAUGAGGAUUAUCUGUGGUUAGGUCCUCAAUCAAAUGGUGGUUCAAGUAAUCUCUACCCUGGUGAUAUAAUUCCUUUCACCCGAAGACCACUUUUCCUGAUCAUUGAUAGUGACAGCAGCCAUGCAUUCAAGGUCUUACAUGGUGCAGAAAGAGGAGAGAAAGCUGCCCUACUACUUUCGCCACUAAGACCAAUGUUCAAGGACCCAUCUAGUGCUGAUAUUAUUCAGAAUGGAAGUCAAUUUACCUUUUUCUUGACUUCUCCUUUACAAGCAUUUUGCCAGAUGGUUGGCUUCUCCUUGUCUGAUAGUGAUGUGGAAGUUUUCACUAGUGCUGAAAACAUACUAUCUACUGCUUUCUCCAAGUGGGAAGUCAUUCUCUGCAAAUCACCUAGCCUGGAUCUGGUUUGGGCACAGGUUUUAUCUGAUCCUUUUCUAAGGCGGCUUAUUGUUAGAUUCAUAUUCUGUCGAGCUGUGCUCUCUGCCUUCUGCCCUCCAGAAGGGAGUGAUCAAUAUCUGCCCGUUUGCCUACCACAACUUCCUAAUUCUCUCUCCCCGAAGUCCGAUGUUGUGCAGUCUUCUGUCGGCCAUCUUGCGGAUCACCUGAAAGUUGCUGACUGCUUCCACUUUGACGGCAUGUAAAUAGGACCAGAAGUUGAUGAAGUCUGUAAUAUAACAUUGUGGCUUUCUGGUAGGAAGUUUCGCUUCAUAUAGAUUUAAUUUAAUGGCACAGUAGCUCCUCGAAGUUCACCAUCAGUUGGCCUUUCUGGGCACUUAAAGGGUAUAUGAUUGCUGAGUGGGCUCAAGCCGGCAUUGUCGAGGGUAUUUGUUCGAGCAUGCUUGCUUCAGCUUCUUUAGUUGCCUAUGCACGACCUUGUUGGUGUAUUUGAUAUGUGUGCAGACGCUGGUUUGGUAAUGUGUGCGGAUGCUGGUUUGCUACUUCGUUAAGAUGGGGUUUGAUAACUUGCAAGGUGUGUAUGAAUAUAGCUGGGUAAUCGUUAGGAGCCCAUUGGUGUAUAAGGUAAUUACCGUCAUGCCUGUUAAGAGCCUUUUCUGAUUAGUAUUUUUUUUUUCAUUUUCCUUUUUGUUAACUUUGUAAAAGAGAAAUGAGGUAGGCUAGUGGGAUUAAUUUUUUUUUUCUUUCCCCUUUUGGUCAGUUUGAUUUACAUGUUUUCUCAAAGAAAAAAAGUUGAUGAAGAGCUAGAAUGUAAAUUGAAUACUCGUAAUUGAGGAAUGGUUUCAACACUUGUAAUUGUAUUUGUAUUUUCUUUACAAUCAA